AUGCAAAACACUACAAUCAAUAAACCAGUAAUUUUGGAGCAGGCCCUAAGGGGUGAAUAUACACAAUUAACUAAUGAACAAAUUGAUGGUGUGGUUAGAAUUAUUAGACAAGAGCAACCAUUCUCUGGACAAAAUAUUAUUAUGGGAACACUAAGAUCAUUAGGAAUAAAAAUUCAUCAUCAGAGACUCAGAGAUUCAUUAUAUCAUAUUGAUUCAUUUAGGAUCAUUAAUCAUUGGGCACAUAUUAUUCCUAGACAUGUAUAUCAUGUUGCUGUAUUGAAAUAUUUUUUAGAUGGAUGCAAUAAAUUUGGCAUUCCAAUUAGGGUUCGUGCAGACAAAGGUGGUGAAAAUAUAUUAGUGAAAAAUUGGAUGGAAAAUUAUAGAGGAUUGAAUCAAGGAAGCUUUAUUGCAGGAUUGUCUAUGCAUAACCAACGUAUUGAAAUUAAUAGAUCCUUGGAGAUUUUUGUAGAUUCCUGGAACAAUCAUUCAAUAAGAACUGAGCAUAAUUCAACACCACAUCAAUUGUUUAUAAAAGGUAUGAUUGAAAAUGGGUUCAGGGGAAUGGAAUAUUUAGAUAUCAAUGUAAAUGAGUAUGGUGUAGACUGGGAAGGACCAGUACCUACUGAAAAUAUUGAACAAGUGGUAUGUGAAGAUCCACAUAAAGUACUUACAGAUGAGCAUUUAUUAGAAUUAAAGAAUAGGAUAAAUCCUCUGGAGGAUGAUGAGUGUUAUGGAAUUAAUGUUUACAAUAAGUGUUUAAGAAUAGUGAUGGAAUUAUUAUCUAGAGCACAUCCUGACUUACUUUAG
Entrophospora sp. SA101 is the source of this 807-nucleotide messenger RNA. The record is from the annotation of a GenBank genome assembly. NCBI's taxonomy places the organism in Eukaryota, Fungi, Glomeromycota, Glomeromycetes, Entrophosporales, Entrophosporaceae.